CUCAUUUAUAAAACCAACCUUUAUUAGGCCUCAAGAAGACAAAGCUGUCUUCACAGAGCUCAACGUCCAUUGGAGAAUUUAUUUAUCAUGUUUCCCCCACUGGAAUGUGAGUUCUGAUGAAGACAGGGGCCUUGUUUCCUGGUUGCUGCUCUAUUUACAGCACUUAGAAUAUUGCCUGGACCAAAAUACAUUAUUGCUAAAUAAAUACGUGUUGAAUAAACAAAUGAAUGUGUAUGAGGGGCAGGCAAAUCAGGGACCUGUGAAAGGCAGUACGGCCCCCAUGGCUGCUGCUGGGACCACCAUCCCCUCACCAAACCCUAGCCAGUCCUUGUCCCUCAGCCUCUGGAAGGGGUGGUUCUCCCCAGGACAAAUUUGAGCCAUUGUUUUGGUUGGUUGGUUGGUUGGGGUUUUUGCAAAUUAGGAGUCCACCUAGUGGUCACUGGGGAAAGGAUAUGGCAUGCAAUGAAAGAAACAGCAUCUCCUGUUGUUAGUUCCUUGUCCAUAAACUUAAUAGAAUUGUUGCAGUCUCUCUAUAUAUUUUCUUUUAUGGGGGGGGGGAGGAGUAUCCCAGAUUCUCAAGGAAUCAGGGCCCCAAUUGCUAAGAAGACACUUCCUAGCUCCCCCAGUUCAUGAAUUCUUGCUCCAUCUCUCACUCUGAUGCUCCCUCACAGCCUGGCAGUCCCUGAGUUUAUUCCUGACCAAUCCUGUCUGGUGGGAUUCCAGAGCCAUCACUUCUAUCCCUAGCUUUGGGCUUCCCAUUUCCCAGUGUUGGAAUAUUUCUCAGGCCUGCUGACUGUGACCUUAGGCAAGUCGCUUGUCCCAGUUCCCUCAUCUGCAGAAUAGGAAGGGUAAUUCUCACCUAAAAUCGUUGUGAGGAUUUAAAUAAAACACGCCUGCAAAAUGCUGGCCGCAAUUUGUGGCCUAUAGUACACAUUCAGUAGGUGCUGGAGAUUUCAACUUGUCGGUUCCCUCUUGUCGGUUGCCUCCUCCCCUGGCACUGGAAGCCUGUCUCCCAGAGAAGAGAGUACAGUCUGCAGAGUUCCGGGAGCGGAUUAGUAUUUGGUUUCACUUAAUCUGGGUGGCCCUUCCGCAAUCGGAGCCCUCCUAGGGGAAGAAGUGGUAUAAACCUCUUUAAGGGGCCAGGGCUCAGAGACUGAGGGAUGGAGCGGGGUGCGGGAGCCAAACUGCUGCUGUUGUGGGCUACGUGCUUCGGACACGCACAAGCAGAUGAGUUGAGUGGCCACACGUCAGUCAUCGAGGUGACGAACGGGGGCCCCUGGGGCGACUGGGCCUGGCCCGAGAUGUGUCCCGACGGAUUCUUCUCCAGCGGGUUCUCGCUCAAGGUGGAGCCCCCACAAGGCAUUUCUGGAGACGACACGGCAAUGAACGGGAUCCGGCUGCACUGCGCGCGGGGGCAUGCGGAACUCAACACUCGUGUGGUGGAGUCUCAGUCUGGAAGGUGGGGCGCGUGGAGCGAGCCGCUGUGGUGUCCCGACGGAGGCUUCCUCGUGGCUUUCUCGCUUCGUGUGGAGGCACCCAUGACCCCUGGGGACAACACGGCUGCGAACAAUGUGCGCUUCCGCUGCUCUGAUGGCACAGAGCUAGAGGGGCCUGGCCUGGCCUGGGGAGAGUUUGGAAACUGGAGUGAGCCGUGUUCUAAAGGCCUGUGCGGUUUGCAGAUCAAGAUCGAGCAGCCUAGAGGUCUCCGCGAUGACACCGCAGUUAAUGAUGUGCGUUUUUUCUGCUGCAGCAGUUGACCCUUCGCUGUCCUCUCCCCGGCCCCACCUCAGGCUGGUCCCACCCUCAGCUAUUAAAGCUUCUCCGUCUUGGC
Messenger RNA from Rhinolophus ferrumequinum (greater horseshoe bat), 1831 nucleotides. RefSeq names its product vitelline membrane outer layer 1 homolog (gene VMO1). The coding region runs from base 1161 to 1757 and encodes 198 amino acids. The transcript is spliced from 3 exons. NCBI's taxonomy places the organism in Eukaryota, Metazoa, Chordata, Mammalia, Chiroptera, Rhinolophidae. The record is from RefSeq and is a predicted model, not a curated record.